UCAGAACCUUAAGCCUCUCUGUGAAGCUGGGGGAGAAUCGGACUGUGGGACCUGAAGUUAAACUGGGAGUGAUGGGAGCAAGCUGGAUCUCGUUGAGAACAACUUUAUCUGUUAUCACUAUUUUACUACAGAUCCAAGCGCUGACCAGUGUCACAACUGUGACCGGUGUGGAGGGUCAAACACUUUCCUUCAGAUGUGAAUAUUCACGCGACUUGUGGAGCAAUGCUAAGUACUUCUGCCGUGAUGACGACGACAAUCCCCUGAUAUGGACAGACAAACACGACCAGUGGGAGACAAAUGGACAUUUCUCCCUGUACGACAACACCACCGGAGCCUUCAUCAUCAUCAAGGUGGACAAACUCGUCCCAGAGGACAGUGGGACAUACCUGUGCGGGGUGGACCUCAGCUUACGCCGCGAUCGCAUCAUUGAAAUACAACUGAAUGUUCCUCGAGCAAAACCUCCAGAAAAUCUCACACAGCACAAUACUGUAAAGCCCUACUUUCCAAUGGACUUCACAGUUGACAAGUUCCACAUGUCGCUGUUCCUGACUGCAGUGAUGUGUGUGGCAGCGAUCCUGUUUGUGUGUCUGUUUACACUUUGUCUUCUGUGGGCUGUUAAACACCAAAGAUCAGGCCCGCACCAGAACAGAGAGGCGUCAUCUGACUACGAGACCAUGAUGCCCGGUGUGGAAACUGAACCUGAACUCCGCUGCACCUCUUUUACUCAAGACUGCGUUGACCUUUCACCUGUAGCACCGCCACCACCUGACCUCUGCUCCCACUUCACUUCAAAGCACCGGGAGUCCACCGUCACCCUCGGCCUCGGUGAUUAUGUUGAUGUGGAUUUACCAGGGAACAUCUGCCAGUAUCAACAUCUGGAUUUCAGCCGGUUGGAGGAGCACCUCUAUCACAGCAUUAAUGGAAACAGCAGUCCUAAAGAUGGAUAUCUGGGAGUCAAACCCCAGAUUAACUGUUGAAAUGACUGUGUAACUUCAGUUUAUUUACAAUUUGGGUCCUAGUUUUGAAGUUUUGGCCACUGUUUCCUUCAGAAUAAAUUUCUACUCGCUGCUUGGCAAGCAAAGUAUUAGAAUAUUAUUAAUGUUUUGAAUGGUGGCCAGAACUGCAACAAUGACAUCAAGGUUUCAAAAAACCAGAAUUAUCCUUUACUGUGCGUGGAUUAAAGAGUUAACCAGUUCAAAAGUUAACAACUCAGGAACUUUCGCAAGUAAACUAGUUAUAGUGUACAUUUGCUGUGUUUUGUCAUGUCUAGAUGUAAAUAUGCCGUGUUGGAUGGCACAAAGAAAAGACUGAAAAGAGUGUUUGUCAACUGAUGAAGUCCACCAAGAAGAUUAGUGUCUCACUUUGCAUUAUGGUAAAAAUCACCAAAAUAAACCAAGCGGUUGAGA
This is a messenger RNA of Seriola dumerili (greater amberjack), 1406 nucleotides long. RefSeq names its product CMRF35-like molecule 8. NCBI's taxonomy places the organism in Eukaryota, Metazoa, Chordata, Actinopteri, Carangiformes, Carangidae. Bases 72 to 977 code for a protein of 301 amino acids. The record is from RefSeq and is a predicted model, not a curated record. The transcript is spliced from 6 exons.